Quercus robur (English oak) is the source of this 756-nucleotide messenger RNA. RefSeq lists its product as uncharacterized. NCBI's taxonomy places the organism in Eukaryota, Viridiplantae, Streptophyta, Magnoliopsida, Fagales, Fagaceae. Gene Ontology annotation, biological process: response to cold; regulation of circadian rhythm. The record is from RefSeq and is a predicted model, not a curated record. The transcript is spliced from 3 exons. Bases 95 to 436 code for a protein of 113 amino acids.
AAUUUUACAACACAAAUUAUAAAACAAUAACAAAGCAAACCCACCUUGCACUCUCUUUCUCUCUACAAAACCCAAUUUCAGUUUCUCCAUAGCCAUGGAUUCGAGCUGUAAAACUGGGUCCUGGACUAACGAGAAGCACUUCCACUUUCUAAACUCCAUGGAGGCCUCGUUUGUGCGUACAAUGUUUGACAACAACUACAACAACGAUCCAAUUCUCCGUCUAGAUCGGUAUUUACCAGACAGUUCUGACUCGACCUUAGAUUUGAAAAAACGCCGAAAUAAAAAGCUUGUUAACCAAGGAGUUGGUAAUAUGGGCAAUAAUGUUAAGGGUGGUAGAGCCAAACUGUACGGCAAGACUGACAAGAGAACAAGGAGAGUAUCGUCUCAGCCGUCCAUUCCACCACAAGAUCAGGUGGUCCCACAUCUUGAAAGUUGAAGAACAGGCGGUGAUAAAGAUUAAGAGGGACCCCCAUUCCAUAAUGUAUCGAUUGCUUGCACCUGUCAGCUAUGGCCUAUGAAUUGAGAAAAGAUUCUUCAUUGUAGUGAAAUUUUAUUUUCUUGUAAUUUUUUUUAAUAUUAAUAUAUUUUUUAAAUUGUCUUUCAAUUUUUAGUUUUUUCAAUUAAUGUGGGUGUAGCGAUUGGAGGAAGAUGAGUAGAUGACCAUGUUAAUUAGUGAGAGUUACACAAGAUCGAAUGUAGUGCUGAAAUGACCAAAUCAGCCUAUUUAUUAUUAAAAUAUUCUUGAUUGAUGAUAAA